This is a messenger RNA of Sinocyclocheilus rhinocerous, 3062 nucleotides long. Its product is annotated as TOM1-like protein 2. The record is from RefSeq and is a predicted model, not a curated record. Gene Ontology annotation, biological process: signal transduction. Gene Ontology annotation, cellular component: endosome; membrane. Lineage: Eukaryota; Metazoa; Chordata; Actinopteri; Cypriniformes; Cyprinidae. Gene Ontology annotation, molecular function: ubiquitin binding; phosphatidylinositol binding; clathrin binding. The coding region runs from base 40 to 1617 and encodes 525 amino acids. The transcript is spliced from 16 exons.
CUGUCUCAUUGACUGUUAGUCGUUGAGUAUGUUGACAAGAUGGAGUUCUUGCUGGGAAACCCAUAUAGUACUCCGGUGGGACAGUGCAUUGAAAGGGCCACAGAUGGCUCACUACAAAGUGAAGACUGGACCUUGAAUAUGGAAAUAUGUGACAUAAUCAAUGAAACAGAAGAUGGGCCUAAGGAUGCUAUAAGAGCUGUUAAGAAGAAGCUUAAUGGGAAUAAAAACUACAGGGAGGUGAUGCUUACGCUGACGGUUCUUGAGACAUGUGUAAAGAACUGUGGGUACCGGUUCCAUGCGCUCGUCACGACCCGGGACUUCAUUGAUGGCGUUUUAGUGAAAAUCAUAUCUCCUAAAAAUAACCCACCUGCCAUAGUGCAGGACAAAGUACUAGCUUUGAUACAGGCGUGGGCAGAUGCCUUCAGAAGUAGUCCAGAUUUGACUGGAGUAGUCCACGUCUACGAAGAAAUGAAGAGGAAGGGUAUAGAGUUUCCUCGAUCUGACUUGGAGACCUUGUCCCCCAUUCACACACCACAACGGCAGCAAAGUGCUCCAGAGUUGGACCAGCAGAAAUAUAACGACCCAGUCCAGCCCAAGCCACAGCCUCACCCUGCCUCCGCUCCUCCUUUCUCUGCCCCUGUGACCCACACUUCCCCACAGAUGCCCAAUCUGCACAUGUCUGGGCCCAUCAACCCUUCCCCUGAACAGAUUUGCAAGCUGCGCAGUGAGCUCGAUAUUGUGCGCGGGAACACUAAGGUGAUGUCAGAGAUGUUGACCGAGAUGGUUCCUGGUCAAGAGGAUCCAUCUGAUCAUGAGCUUCUGCAGGAGUUAAACAGAACAUGCAGGGCCAUGCAGCAGAGGAUAGUUGAGCUCAUCUCACGUGUGUCCAAUGAGGAAGUCACAGAGGAGCUCCUGCAUGUCAACGAUGACCUCAACAACAUCUUUCUACGAUAUGAGAGAUAUGAAAGAUUCCGAUCUGGCCGAACUGCUCAAGGCGUAAACAACGGGCUGAGGGAGGUCCUGAAUGAGGCGACAGAAGAUAACCUGAUUGAUCUGGGACCAGGGUCUCCUGCAGUGGUCAGCCCCAGGAUCAGUGCUACUCCUCCGUCCAGCUUGCCUCCCUCUGUGGCUCCGAUUCGCUCCGCCUCACCAGUCACUCUCUCCUCCAGACUGGCUGGUUUGGAUGUCGGUUCCGACAGUGUGAGUGGCACCUUGACCUCUUUGACUACCUGUCAACCCCAAGAUGACUUUGACACAUUUGCCCAGACCAGGACUGGCACCAUACCUGAGAGGAAGAAUGCACCAUUCGAAGACACAAAGGCUUCAAGUGGAGUGGCCCCGACUUUGGAUGUCAGACAACACACUGGGGCAGCUCUUGACCAGUCCUCUGUCAUGGAUGACAUUGAGGAGUGGCUCUGUACUGAUGUGAAAGGAGAUGGAGAAGAGGGUGUGACAAGUGAAGAGUUUGACAAGUUUCUGGAGGAGAGAGCCAAAGCAGCAGAGAUGGUGCCCACGCUGCCGACACCCCCGAGUGAUGAGCUUUCUGCUGCCGCCGGCACUUCUGCAAAUGCGAGUAAAAAGGCAGGCAGGUCCGAGGACUCUGUCUUUGCCUUGUAGAUAAGUGUCUGAUCCUAUGGGGCGGCCCAGCACUGCUCAUGCGGCAGUGAUGGGUCAGCCGCUUUGCAGAUCCAUCGGCGUCUCCUCUUUCUCUCCUGCUUCCUGCUUCUCCAGCACAAUCAACACUACCACAGCUGAAGUGAUCAAAACUGUUUCAUGAUCUAGACAUUUUCAUAAUGGACAUUUUCAUACUCUACCAAGUUUUCAUUCCAUUGAAAAUACUGUAUAAGAUCCACUCAUAACUCCCUCUAAAAAUAUACCUUUCCUUGUGGGUUCGAGAGAUCGGUGUCUAUUUUUUUUAAUUGAUGUUUGUGGUAUAAAGCAAGAAAGUUCUUGCAAUGUCUACUACCAGAUCCGGUCAUGUCUAACUUUGCGUUCACUGUGGUCCUGCAUGCAACAGCUGGAUAAUCCAAUUUCUCUUUCCUCAUUAAUUAUCUGUAAAGGGAGCUAAUAAUUGUUUUUUCCUCUUCUUUUUUUUUUUUUAGUUUUAUUUACCUGUUGGUUUGCUUUAAAGGGAUGUUAUACAUAGGAUUAUUUAUUAUAAAAUUUCCAAUUAAUACCUCUGACAAGAUGAAAGCUGAUGGUAGCAGUUCAGCUGGCAAAUUUUAAGAUUGUGUCAUAUUAUCAGAAAUUAGUACCAGUUAUUGAAUGAGACAUAACUAUUAGAGAGGGAAGUUUUAAGCAUAGUCGGUAUUUAUUCGAAUUAUAACACAUUUUGCUUAAAAGUGACAGAAGUGACGUGUCUGUACCACAUCUCUUAACUACAAAGGUCACAUCAGAGGGAAAAUGAUAUUAUUAAUAUUUCACUGGAUACUUUUAAAUGCUAUUUUACUUGGCAAAACCAUUGCCUAUUAGAAAGGAUUAAUAGGAACAAAAAGUAUGUAUUUCAAUUUAAUUUGCACUGAAAGAAUUAUUCGCCUUUCGGCUGUGUUAAAAGCGCUUUUGUCCAAAUACAAAAUUUAAGCUGGCGUUCAUUUCAGCGCUGUCUAUUACGAGGCCGAAAACAAAUGGAGUUUCCAGAGAACUGAUGGUGACUGCGAGGCAGUUUAAAUUGGAUUUUACGUUGCACAACUGCAGCAGAAGUGGUGUCGAGCUUAAUGUUAUUACUGAGAAUGAAAUGGAUCUGCCUUAAAGAACUGGUUGUAGGUAGUUUAAGGUGUAGUCCACUAAUGGUCAUUUAACGUUUGGUACUCUCAUGUUUGCACAUCAGAGAUUUGAUUUAGUGAGGUGAAUGUGCUGAUGUAAUAUCUGUUUGCGUGCUGUGUCUCGCUGUUGUGUACAUACUGUUUUGACGGACCAAAUGUUUAACCGUGGCAAAUAAUUUAAACGUAGAGUCAACUAACUUCAGACAUAUAUUGCUUUUAACGUCCAGAGGAGUUUUAGUUGUUUCAGUGUUUCCCAUACAUUGAUUUAUUUGUGGCGGCCCGCCACAAAUAGAUUUUUCA